Trichoplusia ni (cabbage looper) is the source of this 5745-nucleotide messenger RNA. It is a transcript of the gene hts, whose product is annotated as protein hu-li tai shao. Gene Ontology annotation, molecular function: actin filament binding. The transcript has 22 exons. The record is from RefSeq and is a predicted model, not a curated record. The coding region runs from base 391 to 2823 and encodes 810 amino acids. Gene Ontology annotation, cellular component: plasma membrane; postsynaptic density; cytoskeleton. Lineage: Eukaryota; Metazoa; Arthropoda; Insecta; Lepidoptera; Noctuidae.
CUGAAGCGUGGCUUCGGAUGUCAGUCGACAGCAGCGACGCCUCGGCGAAAAAACGAAACUCGCGCCGACAUCGAUCUACUCCGGUGGCGUGUUACAGAAAUUCUUUUUUUACGAACGAAUUAUUUAAAUAAGCGCUCUACGCGUAAUGUCGGUGGUGCUGGUGCUUUGAAAAUUAACAGAAACGUUUUGUGCAUGUUAUUUUAUAUAAUGUUACCCCGUUUAUGUGCUUAGUGUAAGUUACAAUCGCUCUUCAAAAAGUGUGUGAAGUGACACAAAAAUCAAGUUUAUAACGCGUCUUGGAGUUCUGCCGUGUUGUGCAUGAUUCCAAGAAGGAGCUCGCAUUGAUUGUACCCUCACGUUUUACUGAAAGCCACUCGCGUGCCGCCCACAAUGGCCGACACCGACACAGAGCCGCUGGCGAACGGCACCGGCGCCCUCAACGAGGAGGAGGAGGAGAGGCUCAAGCAGAGGCCCGCCGACAUCGACGCUGAUGUCCGCGAGAUGGAGCGUCGCAAGCGCGUGGAGGCGCUCAUGUCGUCGAAGCUGUUCCGCGAGGAGCUGGAGCGCGUGCUGGACCAGCAGAUGCACGAGGGCAACGACGCGCCGCUGCUGCAGCGCAUCCGCGAGAUGGUGGGCGGCCGCCUGCACACCGGCAGUCUCAGGGGCCCCGCGUGCGUGCUGCCCAUCAACGACAUCCGCGGCAUCGAGGGCGUCGGCUACGAGAAGGGAGAGAAGAUCCUGCGCUGCAAGCUCGCCGCCGUCUACCGGCUCGUCGACCUGUUCGGCUGGACCCAGACGGGCAACCACGGGCAGAUCACGGCCCGGCUGAACACGGCGGUGGAGCAGGUGCUGACGACGCCGCGCGGGCUGCUGCCGCACGAGGUGACGGCGUCGUCGCUGGUGAAGGUGGACAUGCAGGGCGUGGUCCAGCAGCAGGGCAGCACCAACUUCCCCGUGAACGCGGAGGGCUUCGCGCUGCACGCGGCCGUGCACGCGGCGCGCCCCGACGUGCGCGUCGUGCUGCACGUGCGCGCGCCCGCCGCGCUCGCGCUGUCCGCCACGCGCCGCGCGCUGCUGCCGCUCUGCCGCGAGGCCGCGCUGCUCGGGCCCGUCACCUACCACCAGCCGCCGCACGGUCCGCUGGACAACGCGGAGCGCGACAAGCUGGUCCGCGCGCUGGGCCCGCACAGCACGGUGCUGGUGCUGGCGGGCGCGGGCGCGCUGUGCUGCGGCGCCACGCUGGAGGAGGCCUUCAGCCAGGCGCGCCUGCUGCUGGCCGCCGCCGACGUGCAGCUGCGCCUCGCCGCCGUGCCCACUGACGAACUGCUGCUGCUCGACGAGGACACACGGAGACAGAUCUACGAGUCGUCCCGCAAGCCGCCGGCGGAGGCGGGCAAGUGGCGCGUGGGCGGCGAGGAGUUCGAGGCGCUCAUGCGCAUGCUCGACAACGCCGGCUUCCGCACCGGCUACAUCUACAGGCAUCCGCUCGUCAAGAACGACGUGCCUCGUCCUAAGAACGACGUGGAGGUGCCGCCCGCCGUGUCCUCGCUCGGCUACCUGCUCGAGGAGGAGGAGCUCUACAAGCAGGGGCUAUGGAAGAAAGGUCAAGGCAAGACGGGCGAGCGCACUCGCUGGCUGAACUCACCCAACGUGUACCAGAAGGUGGAGGUCCUGGAGACGGGCACCAGCGACCCCAAGAAGAUCACCAAGUGGGUGGACGCUAACAACGAAGAGUGGGUCCAGGACGGGUCCCCGGCGCACUCGAGCACCCCGGUUAAGAUCGACACUCUCCAGUUUGUCCCGAAGAACACCAACCCUAAGGAGUUUAAGGCCUUGCAGCAACAGAUAAAGGAGAACCGUCGCGCGGACAAGAUAAGCGCGGGCCCGCAGUCGCACAUCCUGGAGGGCGUCACGUGGGACGAGGCCAGCAAGCUCAUCGGCGAGGACGCCGCCAACACGCACACCGGGGACCACGUCGUCAGCCACCAGGUCCUGAUGGGCGCGGCGUCGAAGGGCAUCAUCCAGCGCGGCUACCAGCACAACGCGACGGUGUACAGCGCGCCCUACGCGCGGAACCCCUUCGACCACGUCACCGACACCGACAUCGACGAGUACCGCCGCACCGUCGAGCGCAAGCAGCGCAGCGACUACGACACGGACCUGUCGGAGUCGGAGGCCAUCAGCGCGGCGCAGGUGACGUCACCCGCCAGCGCGCCCUCCGAGACCGAGGACGAGUCGCGCGACGAACACCGCGUGUUGAGAAUAGAGACCAAGCAGGCGCCCGUGCGCAGCCAGCCCGAGGUCGUGCUCAGCGAUGUGGACACGACGGACUUCUUGAACUCGGAGCGGGCUCACGCGGACAGGACGAAAGUACCGACGCGGGACCCGAACCUGUUGUCCGACGCGGAGGUGUUCCUGGACUCGGCCGCGUCGCCGCCGACGUCCGGGCCGACGUCGCCGGUGCAGCGAGUCGUGAUCAGAGCGGCUUCGCACCCGCCGCAAGUGUGGUCCGAGGACGAGGUGUUCGAGUCGCGCGUGACGUCACGUCCGCAGCCGGUCGUCGUGCGCUCGCACGUCGCGCCCUCGCAACAGACUGUCGCGCAGCCGGCCGUGGCUAGAGGUGAACACACGGUGAACGGCGACCAUUCCGACGCCCACCAGAGCACGUUCUCUCACAGCAGUAAAGAGGGCUCUCCCUCCAAGGAGGUGUCGACGGAGGACUCUCCCAAGAAGGACAAGAAGAAGAAGAAGGGCCUCCGGACGCCCUCCUUCCUCAAGAAGAAGAAGGAGAAGAAGAAGUCCAGCACGCCGCAGCCCGCCUAGAGAUAAUCCCACGAGUCUACACUGCCAUUUCGCUUUCAAACUACUUGUAAUGUUUUUGUAAUAAUUGUAAGGGUUAUCCUGGACAGCUUGCACAGCGGGUUCCGGUGGGGUGUACAUACAGACAGACAGCACGCCGUGUACGGAGCGUUCGCCAUUCUACAUCAAUCAUAUUAAUUUUUAACUAAAUGUUGGUACUAAAAAGUGUUAGUGAUUUUUUACUGUGUAUAUGAAUGUGUUCCCAUUAAUGUGAAUUUCAUCCUAAUGUUGGGCAUAUUCCCAUUAAUGGGAAUCAGGUUCCCAUGAUUGGGAAUUCCCAUUUUUUAUUAUUUUUUACUACGGUCGCGUAUUUUUUUAGUUGUGGUAAUAUAACUUCCGUUUAAAAUACCUUCCAUGUCGCCUAAAACUUCCCAGCUUAUCGAAAUUGUUUUAGAGUAAGUAGUAACAUCUAGAAAUAGCGAACGCAUCCAUUUCAUUCAGAUAUAUUAGCUUUACGAAGCCGCACUUAUGAAAAAUAAAUUAAUCUGUUUUAUAUAAUGUAGUUAUUUUAUACUCCAACAUUGUUAAUAGAAAAUAAUAUUAAUUAUACAAUAACUAAUAACCACUCGUAGUACAAGAUUUAAAAUUUAGAGUGGCAACAUUGUAACGGACUUGCCAGUAUCCAAAAAUAUAGAAAUUAUCAAUAAUCCACAUUAUACCGUAAUGUUUACGUAUUUACAUAAGUAAGGUAUACGUAACAAGAUGGCCUCUUAUCAUAUUGUAAUAAAACACAGUAUAAAUAAUAUUAGUUUCUAUGUUUUGGAGAUAGCGGCGAACAAGCGUGUUUAACUCACCCACCGUUUGAACGAGGAGCUAACGAGAGGCACGAGAGGCAAUGUUUUGGUGUAAUAAGCAAUUCUGCACUACGUAAUAAAUUGUCCUUGUGCGCGAUAGUAACAACGCUAAAGAAAGCGUUUUAUUUAUUAUUUUUUGACGAUCAUUUGACGAAAUUCUUGUUUUUAACGCCUUGCCAAUCAAUUCUUAUGUCGGUUUUUAUUUUUUUUCUUAGUUUAGUUUUCUGACUGUGGACGACUUUUAUUGGGGAUGGCGAGUUAAGGCAGCUUGGCUAUACCUUUGGUAUGUUAAAUGCGUUUUUCGUUUAUAAACAAACACAUACCUUGACUUAAAAAUAUGACUAUUUACAUGAAUAAAGAAACGAUUCUUAUCAACGUAAAAUAUAUUGUUUUCUGACAAAACAGUUUCGUUAAUCGAUUGAUAGUUGGAAGACUAGGCAACUAUAUUGUUGCUAAACAUUGGCUUGUAUUAACAGUCAUUGCAAUACAGAUAACUUGUAAGUUAAGAGUCCGCCAUGCCCAAUAGUCCUCGUUCCAUAACUGGUGCAUCGUUUACAAGUUUAUUUCUUUAAUUAAAUGGCAUAUAAUGCUUUCAUGUGUAAAGAGGUUUCUGAACGCGAUUCCAUAUCACAAUUAACAAUUAAUGCCCCACUGUUGGACAUAGCAUUGUCUCUGUAUAAAUAAAAUCUUCGAUAAAGGAAUUAAACAUCGCGAAAGUGACUUGAGUCUGUUAUGCUUUUUCCCCUAAAAUGCUCAACCGAUUUUGAUGAAAUUAAAUAUAGGUAUAGCUUGAACUUGGAGAAAGGAUAUGCUAGUUCUAGCUAUAGAGUUAUUCAAACAAAAAAUCUACCGAAGAAUCAUUAAAAUUACAAAAUAUGGUAGAAAUUAGUAGUUUUUCAAUAGUGGUUGUUCGCGUUCAGAUCCCUCUCGCCAUUCGUGCUUUUAAUAAUUAUAUGAAAAUAGAUAUAUCGGUUACGUAGGAUGGUCUGAUUCUAUAAUGAAAUAAUAUUUCCAAAAUGUAUCUUAAAACAGUUGAAAAGUCUUCGUUUUUCUAUGCAUGUUAUUUUGAUCAAUAUUUUUUCGAUUUUUUUUUGUAUUUUGAAAUCAUGGAUCAUCCUAAUCGAUUGAUAUUAUUAUAAAUAUAAAACAAAUAUAAUAUAUGUUAGCAUUUUAUGUAAAUUUAAGUAAGCAGGCUAGGCUACUCUCUGUAGAAUUAAAUUAUUAUUUUUUUCUUUCAUUUUUUUUUCUAUUUGGACGUAAUAUGUUUGGGUUGAUUUGACUUUGUGAUUGAACUAUAAAAUCAAUUAUUUUAAACCGUAAUUAUUAACUAAACGGUUAAAUUUUACUAUAUUAAGAAAUAAUGAAAUUCAAAUAAUUCUAAACAAAGUCCAAUCAAUCGAUCAUAAAAACCAGUACACGAUAUGUUGUUAAUUUUAAAGUCUUAUUUUUAAUAAACGUAAAUUUCUUAUUUUUUUAUGUCAUCUUCCUUUUUUAGACCCUUUUCGAUUUGACAUUACCUAGAUUAUUAUCUAGUGUUGUUAAAAUGACAAGUUGAAUUGUUUUCGGCUGCUGGCAACCCGUCACUACCGCGGCGCAGUGGGGAGCAGUCACUAAAUAUGCUUUAUACAUUGAAGUCUUAUAAGCCAUAAGAUUUCUUCUGUAAUUCUGAUUUACCCACUAUAUUAGAAGAAAGCACUGUAUAACUUAUUUAAUUAUAAACAACAUAUAUUCUUUCUCUCUCAGUUUUCAUUGAGACGGAAAGAGAAAGGGUAUGUCGAAACAGUUUUACAGUUAAAGUUGUUCAGUUAAAAAUGGUUCAAGUAGUAACUGGUUGCCGCCAACCCCUGGUUGUCUCAACUUACGGUUGUCGUAACCUCGUAAGUAGUUAACUAAAUGAUAAUUAAUGCAAUCACUAUAGUUUUGUGUUUAUUUUCUAUGGAACAUUAUUUUUUUAGUUUACCUAUAUGUCUGUUCGGCCCGUCACAAAGCAUCGGGGUAGUGUUAAGUAAAGCUUAAUAAAGUUAUGUUAAUUGUAUUGUGUAUUUUUUAUUUCGUAAAAUAUAUGCUAUUUGAAAAAAAGUUUAUUAUGAAA